UACAGCUGUAAUGUAACAUCGUCCAUAUAAUGCACCUGUAAUUUCUUGCAUUAGUUUGAACGCUCUUGAGAUAUCUCUUGUAUCAAGCUGUGGCAACCGAUUCUUUCUGAUUUGCCCCUUAAACUCAUUCGUAUGUACCACUGUGCGUUGAGACGGGGGAUUGCGGACAUCAACUGCACCGUUCAGUGCUGAGUUGCUGAGAAGUUCACACGAUUGUGGAUUUCUGGCAAGAUAUUUGAACGGAUUUCAGACCUCCUCGCUAAAAUGUGACUGAUUGCAUCAGGAUUUGAUUACAUCGACGACACAGGCUAAUACAUGCCAACAAUGAAGGUGGAAUACAUUCAUUUGCAACAUGGCUGCUGUUGAGACGAUAGUGGGAAAAGUUUAGUAUCUGACGUGAACAAAGUUUGUAUUAAUCGCGUAUGCAAGACUCUUGUUUUCUUAGAAAACUGUCAUUUGUCUAGAUUGCGUUCGGUUGAGUAUCCAGCAAGUGGCGAUAAACGAGACACAAUCUCCUUGAACUGGGUGAUCACCUAGAGAACUAGCAUUCGCCUGUGGAGUACUUGGGAUAUUUUAUAUUGAGAACUGUAAAAGACUUUCGGAUUAUUUCAGAAAAUGCAUUUCUCUAUUCCCGAGACGGAGGUUCGUUCGGGUGAAAAUGGGUCUACAUAUGUGGCCUACAACAUUCACGUCAACGGUGUCCUGCACUGUCGAGUCCGUUACAGCCAGCUCCUGGGCCUUCACGAACAGAUAAAGAAAGAAUAUGGCAACAAUGUCGUGCCUGCUUUCCCUCCAAAGAAAAUCUUUACUCUGACCCCUGCAGAAGUGGAGCAGAGGAGGGAGCAGCUGGAGAAGUACAUGCAGGCAGUCCGUCAGGACCCUGUGCUAGGUGCCAGUGAGAUUUUCAACAGCUUCUUGAGGAAAGCCCAACAGGAGACCCAGCAGAUACCCACUGAGGAAGUUCACCUGGAUGUCCACUUGUCUAAUGGUCAGAAGAUCAAGGUCAACAUCCUGACGUCAGACCAGACUGAAGAUGUAUUGGAGGCUGUGGCAUCUAAGCUAGAGCUGCCUGAUGAGCUGGUUGGAUAUUUCAGCCUCUUUCUCGUUCAGGAGGGAGCGGACGGAGGCUGUACAUUCGUCCGAAAACUUCAGGAGUUUGAGCUGCCUUAUGUUUCUGUCACCAGCCUGCGGAACCCAGACUUCCACGUUGUUCUCCGAAAAAGUUACUGGGAUACAGCAUACGAUAAUGACGUGAUGGACAACAGGGUGGGGUUAAACUUGUUAUAUGCUCAGACUGUGUCUGACAUCGAGAGAGGAUGGAUUCUAGUGAACAAAGACCAGCACAGACAACUGAAAUCUCUACAGGAGAAAGGUUCAAAGAAAGAGUUCAUUCGAUUGGCUCAAACGCUUAAAUAUUACGGCUACAUCAAGUUUGACCCUUGCAUCACCGACUUUCCAGAGAAAGGUUGUCACGUCAUCGUCAGUGCUGGUAACAACGAGCUAAAUUUCCAUAUCAAACUACCAAAUGACCAGAUGAAGGAGGGUAGCUUUAAAGUGACGCGCAUGAGAUGCUGGCGUGUCACUUCCUCUCAAGUUCCAAUGACGAACGGCACGAAAAACCCUUGCAACUCCAGCAAAUGUGAGGUGAAACUGGAGCUGGCCUUCGAGUAUCUGAUGAGCAAAGACCGUCUGCAGUGGGUCACCAUCACCAGUCCACAGGCAAUCAUGAUGAGCAUCUGUCUUCAGUCCAUGGUCGACGAGCUGAUGGUGAAGAAGUCUGGAGGAAGCAUCAAGAAACAGAUGCAGAGGAAACGUCUAAAUGGCUCCCUCCAUCGUUCUGACAGUCAGCAAGCUGUGAAAUCCCCUCCGUUACUGGACUCCCCAGACCCUAAUCGUGAGCAAGUAGUGAAACUCUCAACCAAGCUGACAUCUGUCUCCCUCAGAGGCAUCAGCACCUCAAACUCUGCCAAUGACAUCAGCAGUAACGAUUUCCAUGGAAACUACGCCUUUGAGGGUAUUGGAGAUGAUGACCUGUGAUGGCAGGGAGUCUCGGGGCCGAGUGGGGAAAAGGAGGUUAAGCUGGACUGAGCCAGGCUGAGGAGAACUGCCCUAUUCUGCAAGAUAAUAGCCUCAUUUAGACUCUUCAAAGCUUCAAAGUCUCCAGCAAAUUCACACAGCAAAGCCUCAACUUUCACUGCUUGACUAACAACCUCACUCCUGCUUUUUCGCCUCGUGCAACAUAUCCAGUUCACGCACAUAAAAUUUAGAUCAAAGAUGUCGUUUCAAGUUUGACCAGAUCAUUUUUUUUUAAAGCAGGAUUGAUUGAAAUCUUCACAUCAGCACCAAUUCAGUGAAUACAGCUUUGCACAGCAACUUCAGAAUAAGUCAAUAAAUUUUAAAAUUCUUGAAGUUUAAAUUUUUAAGUGAAGCUCAGUUACAUAAUUUACUAUACUCAAACGUUGCUGCUAAACAUUGAUAAAGUAAAAGUCCCAGAGUAGUCCCAUGUACUAACUAGAGACUUAAAACUGUGCUCUUCUUAGCCUUUUAUUUGACCACAUUCUCAAUGUCCAGUGUGACAUCAAGAAUGUAUCAUCGGCUUCAUGGAGUGAUUCUAACCCCAAAUACUUGCUGGCCUUCAUAUGAACAACCAUAAGUGAAAGUGAAAUGAAAACAGACUAGGUCUGUUGUGUUUGGCUGAAAAGCUGUGAGGCUGAUUUGGCUUGUAGCUUCACUGUUUCCGUUGUGAUUCUGAAUGUGUCUGAUGAAUCAAAGUUCAUAGCUUUUAUUAUCAUUUUAUUUCUCACAUCAUCUAAAAAGUCAGGUGUCCAGGUUGAACUGCUGCUUUGUGCAUUGUGCCAAUUUUUGUGGGGUUUCAAUGUAACUGUUCUUAUCUAAUUGGAAGUUGUCUUCUUACUUUUAAAGAACAUGUUUUGGACAUGCAAGUUUUAUUACCGCAGUAGCCUGGUAUUUGCAUACAAAGUUGUUUGCUUCAAGUUGGUUUAAAUGCCAAGAAGCUCACCGACUGAGAGUAGAGCAGGUCUGAUGUAAUAAUAGUGCUAAUAUGUAGCUGCAUGUUUUCUGUUUUUAUAAAGCCUUACAAAGCCUCUCAGUUCAGAGCCACAUGAACAGAGGAGAAGAAGGAUGAAGAAAACAGGUUUUUCUCUGGUGGGUUUUAAAGCAGUGGUUAGGAUCUUGCAGAAUUUGGCAGAAUUUUUAGUAGUAUGUUUGGCAGAACUGCUUGCACUUGCUGAACCCAUAAUUUUGCACAGUAUUAAGAAGGAUGGAUGACUUGGAUAUUUAUUGAGUUGAAAGUAACAACAGAAAAAAUCCCGGAACAUCUUAGAGAAGUUCUGAAUAUCUUGUCAUCUUCUUCUUCAUUUUGUUUGGUUAUUCCAACUGAUAUUUUUAGGAAGGUUUCUCAUUAAUGCCAAAUUAUAGUUUACUAAAGCAUUUUGCACAAAAGAAACAUUUAAAAAUCAUGGUAAUGUCACUUUUAUAUAUGUACAUGCAGUUAAGAAAAAGUAUUCUAAACAUUUACUAAUCUGUGUAUUAUCAGUAGCAUAUUAGAAUCAAACAUAAUCUAAGCUGUAAAAAAAAUAAAUAAAAUACUAGAAACUAACAUUUAUCAUUGUUUACAGAUAUAUAAAGUUGUAGAAAGAGAGAGAAGUGUUUACAAAUUUCACAUCCGAAUUUUAUGAUUGUCGUAUUACUCAUGGAGCAUUUUUAUUUUUGCGGGCAACAUCAUUCCGGAGUCACUUUUUUUUUUUCCUUAAUUUCAUUUUGUGAUGUUUGAAAAAAAAAAAGAAAUUGUGGAAAUCAUCUCAGAAGAUUGUGAUGAAAUGGUGCUUAGAAAAUAGCUACAUUUCAUAUUUCAUGCUGAUGUCUGUUCCGCAUAGCAGGGCGUAAGUGUCCUUUGGCUAAAUGCCCAUAUUCUUCAUUUUCCAAUGGCCUUCAUUCCAAAAACACAUUCUCAUUUGAAUCCUGUUUGCCACAGCACAGAGAAUACUGAUGAAGGUAAGUUGCUGUUGGACGAUGGAUAAAUUACAUUUCAUCGUAGGUCUUAGACGCGCAAAAAGUCAAGACAUGAAUGCAGAUGGCCUGUAAUGUUCUCUCAUUUAUGUCAUCUAUAAUUUUUUUUUUUCCUACAUGUGUACUCUGUUCUUUUUGUCUGUCAGUAAGAGUCUGUCAGUAUGAUUUUUAUUCAUUAUUUUUCCAUUGCCAAAUUUACUGUAAGAACAAAUGACUGGUAGAUUCAGAUUCCUGGACUUCAAUAAAUUUGGGUGCCAAAUUACACUA
Molecule: messenger RNA, 4296 nt
Organism: Chanos chanos (milkfish)
Lineage: Eukaryota; Metazoa; Chordata; Actinopteri; Gonorynchiformes; Chanidae
Gene: snx17
Product: sorting nexin 17
Exons: 15
Coding region: 616-2037 (473 amino acids)
Biological process (GO): intracellular protein transport; endocytic recycling; signal transduction
Cellular component (GO): early endosome
Molecular function (GO): phosphatidylinositol binding
Source: RefSeq, a predicted model, not a curated record